Messenger RNA from Radiomyces spectabilis, 1396 nucleotides. RefSeq lists its product as uncharacterized. The record is from RefSeq and is a predicted model, not a curated record. NCBI's taxonomy places the organism in Eukaryota, Fungi, Mucoromycota, Mucoromycetes, Mucorales, Radiomycetaceae. The coding region runs from base 317 to 1021 and encodes 234 amino acids. The transcript is spliced from 3 exons.
GAUAUCGUUUGUCUUGUAUUUAUCGAGGGCGACUCAUCCGAGUUCCAUUUCAACGCCAUCCGUUCGCAAUUCCUUCACGUCUAUAUUCUUGUCCACGCCGAAACCGUUGCUGGUCAACGUGCGUGGCGGCUAUGUUGUUUAGUAUUGAAGUGGUGCGGCACAAGAACGUACCUGAAUUUGGACCCCAUAUACCCAGUCCUCCUCUUUUUUAUAACAAGGAGGAGUUGAAACGAUUUUUGACCGUCAAAUGUAAGAGUUUUUAGUGCCACAGAGCAAUGGAAUAUCUCUUCAAACGGAAAUUGAGCAGAAUAGGGAUAUGGAUGUAGUGGUUAAUGCUGAAAAUGCAGCAUUGAAAUCGGAUAAAUUCCGUAUACCAAAUACAAAAGCACGCAGUAGUAUGUUUAGAACAUUGAUGCAAACGGGUUUGGAAGCCAGUCAAACAGCGCAAUCUUUCCGUUCCAGUCGUUUAGCUAGCGACGGUAAUCUCGUCGUCAAAAGCAACUUUUACCAGACGGAGCGACCCAAAUCGGCCGGUGCGCAACGAUCGCGAAGCAGUUUGCGCAAUUUACGUGCUGCACAUGAAGGAUCGGUACGAUGUGCCACGCCGGACAUGGGUCCUAUGCCUGUCAGUUCACGCUCCAGUAUACUGCGCGAUUUGAAAAGCUUGGCAAAACACCGAAUCAGUCAUGGUCCCAGUCUCACACGCCCAUCGCCACCUGCAGAUGAUAACUCCAGUCAGGGCUCUACGAGCAGUGAUGAAAAAGACAGAGGAUCCAGUAAACUGAACGGGUGUAAGAAAGAUAAGAGUACUUGCAAAUCCAAACCGGAAACCCAUAGUAUACGAUCUCGCGCCCAGAGCCUGAUGUCCAGUGUCAUGGGACGUCGCAGCCAGAGCAAUCACGCUGUGUCUUCCGCAGCCUCCUCGCUGCGACCCUCCACCAACAUUCCACGGUCGAGAACCUUUAUGAACGGUCAACGCCAUGAUUUUAAAGAAGACGACAGUUUACAUCCUUGCUCAUGAAUUGUUGAAUGUAUGGUUGAAUAACCACCGUAUACCCCCAUUGACCGUGAACGUGAUUAUAUUAUGAAUCACUGCCAUGAACCUUCUUUAUCUGUUUAUCCAUUAUUAUUAAUGCCUGUUGCUUGACGAUUAAAGUGUUUUGUAAUGCCUCGCUGUGGUGGAAACCCAAUCAAAGCGACUUGGCUUACAUUUACAGAUGCUAUGUUGUACGUAAUAUCCAUUUCUGCGGCGAUACAGUAUGAUUCCGGUGGCCCAAACAGGUAUAUGCUUUUUGCUCGGACUUUAUGAAAUAGGCGGCGGACGAAAAGUUUUCUCACUGAGUGAACCAUCAAUGAUUGAUUCUCUAAAGAAAGAAAAUACAUGGUAUGGUAAUGU